GAGCGCGGCCGGAGUCACCGCGCGCUCACCUCCCCGCUGGGGCAGCGGAGGCCCGCGGGUUGGAUCACAGCCCCCGCGCCCUCUUCUUGGGCGCCGGCGUCACCGCGCAGGUUUUGGUGCAGCUGGGCCCCGGGUGCCCCGCGAUGUGGCCCUGAGCGAAGGAACCCGCACCGGCGGGAGCAGGAGCAGCCGGGCACCGAGUGGCCGGUGCGCCCCGCCGAGCGCGCUUGCGUGCGUGGCCAGCGAGCUGCCAGCGCUCCCGGUUUCUGCCUGGCUUCUCAGCUUAAUUUUCCUCGGCGGGAUUAAAGUUGGAAAUUGAGCGGAGAAUUGAGUUAGCCAGAAACAGAGCUACGGCCGCCGCCAGAGCGAUGUUCCCGCAGAGCCGGCACCCGACGCCGCACCAGGCUGCAGGCCAGCCCUUCAAAUUCACUAUCCCGGAGUCCCUGGACCGGAUUAAAGAGGAAUUCCAGUUCCUGCAGGCCCAAUAUCACAGCCUUAAAUUGGAAUGCGAGAAACUGGCAAGUGAAAAGACAGAAAUGCAGAGGCACUAUGUGAUGUAUUAUGAAAUGUCGUAUGGAUUAAACAUAGAAAUGCAUAAACAGACUGAAAUCGCCAAGAGAUUGAAUACAAUUUGUGCACAAGUCAUCCCAUUUCUGUCUCAGGAACAUCAACAACAGGUGGCCCAGGCUGUGGAGCGUGCCAAGCAGGUGACCAUGGCAGAGUUGAAUGCCAUCAUCGGGGUACGUGGCCUUCCAGGUCUACCUCCUACACAGCAGCAGUUGCAAGCUCAGCAUCUUUCUCACGGCCACGGACCCCCAGUGCCCCUCACGCCUCACCCUUCGGGACUUCAGCCUCCUGGAAUCCCGCCCCUCGGGGGCAGUGCUGGCCUCCUGGCGCUGUCUAGUGCUCUGAGUGGGCAGUCUCACUUGGCAAUAAAAGAUGACAAGAAGCACCACGAUGCAGAGCACCACAGAGACAGAGAACCGGGCACAAGUAAUUCCCUCUUGGUCCCAGACAGUCUAAGGGGCACCGAUAAACGCAGAAACGGGCCUGAAUUUUCCAAUGACAUCAAAAAAAGAAAGGUGGAUGAUAAGGACUCCAGCCACUAUGAUAGCGAUGGUGACAAAAGCGAUGACAACUUAGUUGUGGAUGUGUCUAAUGAGGACCCUUCUUCUCCGCGAGCAAGCCCCACCCAUUCACCCAGGGAAAACGGGAUUGACAAAAACCGCCUGCUGAAGAAAGAUGCUUCCAGCAGCCCAGCAUCCACGGCCUCUUCGGGAAGCUCCACUUCUUUGAAGUCCAAAGAAAUGAGCUUGCAUGAAAAAGCCAGCACGCCUGUUCUGAAAUCCAGCACACCGACGCCUCGGAGCGACAUGCCAACGCCGGGCACCAGUGCCACUCCAGGACUCCGUCCAGGCCUCGGCAAGCCUCCAGCCAUGGACCCCCUCGUUAACCAAGCGGCGGCGGGCCUGAGGACGCCGCUGGCGGUGCCUGGGCCAUACCCCGCCCCGUUCGGGAUGGUGCCCCAUGCCGGCAUGAACGGCGAGCUGACCAGCCCCGGCGCCGCCUACGCCAGCCUGCACAACAUGUCCCCGCAGAUGAGUGCAGCCGCCGCCGCCGCCGCCGUGGUGGCCUAUGGGCGCUCCCCAAUGGUUGGGUUUGAUCCUCCCCCUCACAUGCGAGUACCUACCAUCCCUCCAAACCUGGCAGGAAUCCCUGGGGGGAAACCUGCGUACUCCUUCCAUGUCACCGCAGACGGCCAGAUGCAGCCUGUCCCUUUCCCCCCCGACGCCCUCAUCGGACCCGGAAUCCCCCGGCACGCGCGCCAGAUCAACACCCUGAACCACGGUGAGGUGGUGUGCGCGGUGACCAUCAGCAACCCCACGAGACACGUGUACACGGGCGGCAAGGGCUGCGUCAAGGUCUGGGACAUCAGCCACCCCGGCAACAAGAGCCCCGUCUCUCAGCUCGACUGUCUGAACAGGGAUAACUACAUCCGUUCCUGCAAAUUGCUCCCUGAUGGUUGUACCCUCAUCGUGGGAGGGGAGGCCAGCACUCUGUCCAUCUGGGACCUAGCGGCUCCGACCCCACGCAUCAAGGCAGAGCUGACUUCCUCGGCCCCUGCGUGCUAUGCCCUGGCCAUCAGCCCCGACUCCAAGGUCUGCUUCUCGUGCUGCAGUGACGGUAACAUCGCCGUCUGGGACCUGCACAACCAGACGCUGGUGAGGCAAUUCCAGGGCCACACAGAUGGGGCCAGCUGUAUUGACAUUUCUAACGACGGCACCAAGCUCUGGACGGGCGGCCUGGACAACACGGUCAGGUCCUGGGACCUGCGCGAGGGGCGGCAGCUGCAACAGCACGACUUCACCUCACAGAUCUUCUCCCUUGGAUACUGCCCAACUGGGGAGUGGCUGGCCGUGGGCAUGGAGAGUAGCAAUGUGGAAGUUCUUCACGUGAAUAAGCCUGACAAGUACCAGCUGCAUCUCCAUGAGAGCUGUGUGCUAUCCCUAAAAUUUGCUUAUUGUGGUAAAUGGUUUGUGAGUACUGGCAAAGACAACCUCCUCAAUGCUUGGCGGACCCCCUACGGAGCUAGUAUAUUCCAGUCCAAAGAGUCCUCGUCCGUGCUUAGCUGUGACAUCUCUGUGGAUGAUAAGUACAUAGUCACUGGCUCAGGGGACAAGAAGGCUACAGUCUAUGAAGUCAUCUACUGAAAACAUGAUGUGGUUUAACGUUUAUAGUUGAAUCGGGCCAAAAUGUUUUGAGAAUUUGUAGAAAUAGAAAAGUUGUAACUUUAAAAGGAAGAAAGAAAACCACGAAAACCUGUUUCCAAACCUUGACAUGAAACUACUUUGAGUCUACAGAGAGGAGGCAACAAGUCUAUCAGCUGAAGGUCACCUAUCUACCUAGACUAAACGGAGCACUGAGGCAGAGUGGACAGAGGGGCCAAGGGGUGUAGGCAGAGCCUGUUCCUGUCUGUCUGUGUGAUCUGCCGAGAUUACCUUCCUGUUCCUUGCGGUUCCCCUCACGUUCUGUGCUUCGUAGAGCAGUGCUGUCUCCAAUGAACUUGUUUCCUGGUUUUGCAUCUUGUGAAAUGUUUUUUUGUAUUUUUGUUGAAGGUUAAACAUUUGUAUAAAUUGUAAAUAUAUUUGGUUUAUUACAGUAAAGGCUUUAGUACCAA
This is a messenger RNA of Enhydra lutris kenyoni (northern sea otter), 3178 nucleotides long. It is a transcript of the gene TLE1, whose product is annotated as transducin like enhancer of split 1. The transcript is spliced from 20 exons. Gene Ontology annotation, biological process: negative regulation of canonical Wnt signaling pathway; regulation of DNA-templated transcription. The record is from RefSeq and is a predicted model, not a curated record. NCBI's taxonomy places the organism in Eukaryota, Metazoa, Chordata, Mammalia, Carnivora, Mustelidae. The coding region runs from base 369 to 2711 and encodes 780 amino acids. Gene Ontology annotation, molecular function: protein binding; transcription corepressor activity. Gene Ontology annotation, cellular component: nucleus; transcription regulator complex.